AAAAAAAAAAAAAAAAAACAAAAAGAGAAAAAAUCGAGGGAGAAAAACCACCUCCUGCGCGUUAGUAUUCCUUCUCUUGACCGGUCAUGGGUUGACGGACAGGAUGAUGUAGGUUUUCGUCCUUUGUUUUGGUAAUUGGCCAUAAUCGCGAGUGUUCGAAGGCCGCUCUUUCCUUCGAACUGGAACUGGAACGGAACCUGAAUAAUUGAAUAAUGUAUCUGAACUCGGGAAAUGCCAAGGCAACUUACCUUCAACCAGUGGUUCUUUGUAUGUAUCUAUCCCCUCCCUCCUUUCAAGCAGUAGAAGACCACAAGCAAUGGUCAACGUCCUCAAGCUGUCACCCCUCCCGCCCUGACCGUGGCUCCCUGCCGUCGACCAACCGGCGAAACCCUUUGUCGGUCGUAGUCCCUUUUCAUCAUAUUGUCCCUCCCCUCAUGCCGGACACUUUCCCCUUAACUCAAAACCUGGUGCCCGCAGGGAAGUUUUACUCGGCUGAGCUUUCCGAAGGCCUAUCGACGCAAUCGGAUUUGUCAAUCUCCGUGGCUGAACCUAAAGUUUAUGUAUACAGAUACGUCAGUUCACAUGCGGUGAGUCCAAAACCGGGUUUCCGGUUUUUGGCAAAGGUCCCAGGGGCUUUGCAUGCUGUUGUUUGGUCUCUCCUGCGACCUAAAGGACUCGCUCGCCGCUUUGUAAAGUUAUGAUGGAUGGGAAGUCGGAUCUUGAUUAAGAGUUGUGUCACAAUGUCAGUUCUUCUCUCGUUCUUCUUUU
Messenger RNA from Aspergillus uvarum CBS 121591, 768 nucleotides. RefSeq lists its product as uncharacterized. Bases 213 to 701 code for a protein of 162 amino acids. NCBI's taxonomy places the organism in Eukaryota, Fungi, Ascomycota, Eurotiomycetes, Eurotiales, Aspergillaceae. The transcript has 2 exons. The record is from RefSeq and is a predicted model, not a curated record.